This is a messenger RNA of Olea europaea var. sylvestris, 555 nucleotides long. The record is from the annotation of a RefSeq genome assembly. Lineage: Eukaryota; Viridiplantae; Streptophyta; Magnoliopsida; Lamiales; Oleaceae.
AUGAGUUGGCGAUCAGAAGAUAUAUGGAUAGAACUUAUAACGGGGUCUCGAAAACUAAGUAAUUUAUGCUGGGCCCUUAUCCUUUUUUUAGGUUCAUUAGGAUUCUUAUUGGUUGGAACUUCCAGUUAUCUUGGUAGAAAUUUGAUAUCUUUUUUUCCGUCUCAGCAAAUCAUUUUUUUUCCACAAGGGAUCGUGAUGUCUUUCUACGGGAUCGCGGGUCUCUUUAUUAGUUCCUAUUUGUGGUGCACAAUUUCCUGGAAUGUAGGUAGUGGUUAUGAUCGAUUCGAUAGAAAGGAAGGGAUAGUGUGUAUUUUUCGUUGGGGAUUUCCUGGAAAAAAUCGUCGCAUAUUCCUCCGAUUCCUUAUAAAAGAUAUUCAGUCCGUUAGAAUAGAAGUUAAAGAGGGUAUUUAUGCUCGUCGUGUCCUUUAUAUGGAUAUCAGAGGCCAGGGGGCCAUUCCCUUGACCCGUACUGAUGAGAAUUUGACUCCACGAGAAAUUGAACAAAAAGCCGCCGAAUUGGCCUAUUUCUUGCGCGUACCAAUUGAAGUCUUUUGA